GUCGCUUCUUGGCGCGCGUUUCGUUUCUUCGCAUCUCGUUCACGCCGUGCUGCUACUAUCUAAUAUCACCUAUUCAUACCCUUUCCAUCGCAGGCGUAUCGCAAAAUAUCUCCGCUUCGCGAUUAGUCCAAAACGUCCGCUUCAUCUCCUCGCGAUUGCCUGCCUUGUCUGACCCAUAAGCUCAGAAGGAUCAUGAUGGAACCUUGGCCACUCUCGGAGUUUCUUGCUGCUGCCUCUGAGGUCUGGCGGCCGCCGCCAUGACUAUGUAUGCUACUACAUGAUGAACAGUAGGAAGCCUUCUCGCGACAUACGUGCCUCGAUAUUGUCGCCUCAACGCGUACUCUUUCCCUCUCAAACUUUGCAGCACAAUCAUGCACGACAAGCUUGUCUAUCUUUUUGGCUCCCAAGCCCUCUCUCUGACCCACGACGAUGCUGCCAGACUACGUAUUACCAUCAAGAACACUCCCAGCUUGCAAUGGCUGGAGCAAGCUGUGACCGAAUUGUCAUCCGUCGUAGAGGACUUCUCGAGCAACGCAGCCGCCUUUAUACCGCCCAAGGUAUCGGCCAAUGUGCAGCUUCUACGACAAUUCUUCGCAUCCGAUAUGCCUGCAGCCGAACUUCCGUCUUCCCUUCCAAACGUCUUGCUCACUCCUUUGGUCGUCAUGGGACAUUUGAUAGAGUACACACUUCUGACCCACUCGACAUCAGCUUUCGACGAUUCAUUAAGCCAAGUCUUUGGGCUCUGCACGGGCAUGCUUGCUUCUUUUGCUAUCGCUUCAAGUAGAGAUUGGACCAGCCUUGCAAACUAUGGAGCGGUCGCUCUUCGUCUUGCUGUCCUCAUUGGCGCUAUCGUAGAUGCCUCAGAGGAUGACGCGGCUGCUGGGCCCUCGAGAUCCUUCGCGGCAGCGUGGGCCGGAAGCAUGGGGAGGGAAGACAUUCUACAGAUUAUUUCCACUGUGCCUGAUGCAUAUAUGGCGGUCACAUACGACGACUGUCGCGCGACAAUCACCACGUCGUCCGCUCAUGCAGCAGAAGUUCAGGACAAAAUGCAAGCCGCGAGUGUUACCGUGACGGAGCUAGGCUUCCACGGGCGCUUUCACUGGACAGAACACGCCAAAUCGCAACAUUCUUUGCUGGCUUUUUGCCAAGACCGACCCAAGUACCACUUCGCUGAUCUUGAGAAUCUGACCUCAGGUACUCGAUCCAACCAGCGAGGUCCUAUCUUGGAAUCGCAACGUCUGCACGAGGUCGCGAUUCAAUCGUUGCUGACUCUGCAACCGCAAUGGUCCGAUGUUCUCUCGGAAGCUAUCGACUCCAUCACGCCCGGCGUGGACUACUCGAUGUUCAUGUUUGGCUCAGAACGCUGUGUACCUCCCAGUUUGAUUCCACGAGUGCGAAAGUUUUUGAAACAGACUGUCGGUGUGAUCAGUCAGACAGAAGCCUUGCUCCCGGCUCAGCACCAUCAGAUCCCUGACAAGCAUGAUGAUAUUGCCAUCAUUGGCAUGUCUUGCAAGGUGUCUGGAGCCGAAGAUCUCGAGGAAUUUUGGGAGCUCCUUUGCAAAGGCGAAUCGAGACAUCGCGAAGUCAACUCUGAUCGUUUUGACUUUGAGAGCCCCUUUCGUACACAAGAUAGCAAACGCAAGUGGUUUGGCAACUUGAUUGACGAUUACGAUGCCUUCGACCACAAGUUCUUCAAGAAGAGCCCUCGCGAAGCCAGCUCGACUGAUCCCCAACAGAGACAGUUGUUGCAGUCUGCCUACCAAGCCAUUCAACAGUCUGGUUACUUCCGCAAACAGGACCCCGAUCGACAUGUAGGCUGUUACAUUGGUGUCUGCUCUGUGGACUACGAAAAUAACAUCGCCUGUCAUCAGCCAAAUGCAUAUUCCUCCAUCGGCAAUUUGAGGGGUUUCAUUGCAGGCAAAGUCAGUCAUUACUUCGGUUGGACGGGACCUGGCUUGACGAUCGAUACCGCUUGUUCCUCCUCGGCAGUCGCCAUCCAUCAAGCCUGCCAGGCCAUCCUUACCGGGGAAUGCAACACUGCACUUGCCGGUGGUACACACGUCAUGACUAGCUCCCUCUGGUUCCAAAAUCUUGCUGGCGCUUCCUUCCUCAGCCCUACUGGAUCUUGCAAACCAUUCGAUGCUGCUGCCGACGGGUACUGUCGAGGCGAGGGUGUAGCUACUGUUGUUCUCAAACGAUUGUCCGCCGCAAUCGCUGAUGGAGACACUGUGUUCGCCACAAUUGCAGGCACUGCUGUUCAGCAGAAUGAGAAUCGCACACCGAUCUUCGUUCCCAAUUCUCCCUCUCUUUCGGAUCUUUUCCGCAGGGUCACAGAUCGAGCUCAACUCCAGCCAGAGCAAAUCACUGUUGUGGAGGCUCACGGAACCGGAACUCCGGUCGGUGAUCCUGUCGAGUACAAUAGCGUUCGCGAGGUUCUCGGUGGUGAUAAGAGGACCUCGAACAUUGCACUCAGCUCAGUCAAAGGGCUGAUCGGCCAUCUCGAAUGCACAUCAGGUGUCGUUUCUCUCAUCAAGAUUGUCAUGAUGAUGCUCAAGGGCUCCAUCCCUCCUCAGGCGAGCUUCAAGAACAUCAAUCCAGCAAUCAAGAGCUCGCCCAGCGAUCACAUCACUAUUCCUACAAGCCUACUGCCAUGGUCGACUGCACGCAAAGCAGCUCUGAUCAACAACUACGGAGCAUCUGGGUCUAAUGCUUCGAUCGUGGUCAAGGAAUUUAGCAUCAAGCAGAAUCGCCUGGCAACCAGUUCUCAACAGAAACACAUCUUCUGUUUCUCGGCACUAGACCGCAAUAGUCUCUCCAGAUAUAUCCAGCGAUUCCGUACGCUUCUUGUCUCGAAAGGUCCGAAGACACCCAAUUUAUUGGAGGACAUCUCCUUCAACCUGCUUCGCGAGUUCAAUCCGACACUCCCCGAGCGCUUCAUCCUUACAGCUAGCUCCAUUUCUAGCCUUGAUGAUCGGCUGCGAAAAUUUGAACACGAGAUGUCUCGCGAUGAGACAGUCCUUGCGUCGAAACCUGUGAUUCUCUGUUUCGGAGGACAGAGUUCUACGUUCGUGGGUUUGGACCAGAACAUUUACCAACAAAGUAGCUUGCUGCAGAAGCACCUCAAGAUCUGUGACUCGGCUUGCAACUCGUUGGGUGUGGGCUCUGUAUUUCCCUACAUCUUUCAGCGCAGCAGUCUCGAUGACUUGACAAAGCUGCAUUGUCUCCUUUUCUCUCUUCAGUACUCCUGCGUUCAAGCCUGGAUUGAUUGUGGAGUCGUUCCUGCCGCCAUGGUCGGACACAGUUUUGGCGAGCUUACUGCUCUCUGCGCGUCUGGUUCUCUCAGCCUCGAACAUUGCUUGAAAGCCAUCAUCGGCCGUGCAAAAAUCAUUGAGAGUUCUUGGGGCUCUGACACUGGUGCUAUGAUGGCGGUUGAGGGUGAUCUGAACCAGGUCGAAGAACUCUUGCGCCAGAGCAAUCCUCUUGGAAGCUCGGAUCAGUCUGCAAACAUUGCUUGCUUCAACGGUCUUCGCCAGUUCACAGUGGCUGGUUCUCAAAAGGCUAUUGAUAGCAUUUCAAAUGUCUUGUCGACUUCUCUAGAGUUUGGUAACUUGCGUACAAAGCGGCUGAACGUCACUCACGCCUACCAUAGCAUGCUUACCUCCCCACUGAUGGAUGCAGUAGAGCAGGCAGCAGAAGACGUUAGGUUCAUGCAACCACAAAUUCAGCUGGAAAGAACAACUGAGAGUCAUUCAACCUCAGCCUUGACUCCGCUUUUCUUCGCAGAACACAUGCGCAACCCCGUAUACUUCAGUCAUGCUGUCCAGCGCUUGGCGCACCAGUAUCCCAAUGCUGUGUGGUUAGAAGCCGGAUCAUCUUCUUCGGUGACUCUUCUUGCAAAGCGCUCAAUGACAAACAUUAGUGGCCACACUUUCGUCGAAUUGAACAUAACAAACGACAAGGCUCUGGACAAUCUAGCGGAGACGACUGCAGCCCUUCUAAAAGCCGGAGUCUCUACAACGUUCUGGCUUCAUCAUUCUUUGCAAUCGCGGAAUUACGCUCCACUCAUACUUCCGCCUUAUCAAUUUGAGAAGUCACGCCAUUGGAUGGAGCAGAAGAAGAUGCCUACUUUGUUGGCCUCCGGAACGUCGAACCAACCGGUCUCACAGCAAGGGCCCGAAAUGCUGUUGAACCUUGUAAAGAUAGACAAAGGAGGUCUCACUGCACGUUUCGGCAUCAACACAGGUCACACUGCUUAUGAACAGCUGCUCUCAGGUCACAAGAUUGCUCACACUGCACCCAUCUGUCCCGCCACCGCCCAGCUCGACUUCGCGCUCGAGUCAGUAAAGACGAUGAUUCCAGAGAUUCCUGCAGCACAGUUCUUCCCUGAGCUUCAAGACGUUCGGAAUCUUUCACCAGUCUACCGAGACACAUCUCGCGUGUUAUGGCUUGAUCUUGAGGGCAAGCCUGAUAAGAAGACUUGGUCGUUCAAGAUCACAAGUACAAGUGCCAACCAUUCUGAUUCGACCACCCAUACAGCAGGGCGAGUCAUUCUUCUUGAUGCUCAAGACAAAGCCACCAGAUUGAGCUUUUCACGAUACGAGAGGUUGAGAAUGCAUGAGAGAUGCCUGAGCAUUUUGAAUGAUUCGAACUCGGAUGAAGUCAUCCAGGGACGCAACAUCUACAGAGCCUUCUCUGAUGUCGUUGAUUACGGUCCACAGUUCCGAGGGCUGCAGAAGCUGGUCGGCAGACAAGACGAGUCUGCUGGUAGAAUCUCUCAAGCAUAUGAUGCCAGGACAUGGCUCGAUCCUCUCCUGUCGGACGUCUUCUGCCAAGUGGCGGGCAUCUUCGUUAAUUGUAUGUCUGACCGAGGCCCUGAGGACAUGUAUCUUGCUUGCGAGAUUGAAAAUUGGAUGCGUUCGGCUGAUUUGCAGGUGGGUUCUGCUCGACCGCCAUUUUACAAUGUCUUGGCAACGCAUCACAGGACCUCAUCUGAUGCUGUCACUUCGGACGUCUUUGUCUUCGACGGCGUCACAGGAGGACUCGUUGAGAUUGUUCUUGGUUUGAAGUACCGCAGCGUGAAGAAGGCUUCAAUGCAGCGCAUCCUUGCCAGAAUGACUCCAGAACUUGGACAUGGUGCAAGCGUCCUUCCAGUCGCUCAACCUCAAGUUCAGAAGGCCGUGCCUGCCUCCACUCAGCACUUAUCGCAACGACCAAAACUUCCGAAAGCACCAAAGGCUUCAACUCAGGCUUCACUUGUCCUAGACCAGAUCCGAUCAGUUCUAGCUUCAUUCCUUGGCCUCCAGCCUCAGGAGAUCCUCGCAAGCAGUGACCUGGCUGAUCUCGGUGUUGAUUCGCUCAUGGCUAUGGAGAUGAUCUCUGAACUGGAAAGAACUCUGAAAUGCGAUCUGCCUCUGGACGAAGUCGCUAACGUCACCACUGUCUCCUCUCUCGUUAAAUGUGUAUCUUCAUCGCUGCCUGGAGGAAGUGAUGAUUCAGACACUUCCAUGUCAGACACAUCUUCCGACACAGACAGCUCAGACUCUUUACCUACCACAGCUGCAACAACACCGGAAGAAAGAUGUAUCGACAGCACAUCUCAUCUUGCGGAGUUCUUGGGCCUGGACGUGGGCGCAAUCAAACCAAGCACAGUCCUCCGUGACCUUGGUGUCGACUCUCUCCUCGCGAUAGAGUUACGGGCUGACCUUGCUUCGGCCUUUGAUGUUCAUCUGUCCAUGGACCUGUGUGUCGAAGAUUUGACAAUCGAUGAAUUGAAUCGAGCGCUUGGCGCUCCCGCUUGGAGCUCGAGCGAUUCAGUUGCACACGCAUCACAAACUCAACCUCCUAUCGUGUCCACCACCUCUGCAGAUAAGCCAGUCAUGGAAGCAGGACCCAGGUCGAAAAUUCCAGAAGAUGUUGCACUUAGCUUGCCGGGCGAACUUGUACGUGCAGCUUUUGCUCAAACGAAAAAAGCAACCGACGAUCAGUACAUCACUUUCGGCUGUCAGGACUACAGCGAGACAACUCUACCGCUGAAAACGGAGCUUUGCAUUGCGCUGAUCGUAGAGGCUUUGGAACAGCUCGGCUGUCAUAUUCGUACGGCUCGAGAGAGCACAUCAUUACCUUGGGUAAACUGUCGCGAAGAUCAGAAACAUCUGCGAGACUACCUCUACCAUGCACUUUCCAAAGAGGCAGGCCUCCUCGUCAUCGAAAACGGGAAAGUGCUGCGUACCGCAGAAGUGCUCAGCCCAGACGAUAGUCAGCGAAUAAUGGCACGAGCUGUGCAGGUUUCGCCGCUCGAAAAGGGUGCUUUUGAUCUGAUUUACCAUGCUGGUUCAAACCUUGCGGCAGUCUUGUCUGGCAAAACCGACGGUAUCAAGCUCAUCUUCGGUAACGCUAGAGGUAGGGAAUUGGUGUCGUCGCUCUAUGGCGAGUGGCCCAUCAACCGCCUCAUGUAUCACCAAAUCGAAAACUUCCUCUCGAGAUUGUCAGAGGGCGUCUCUCCCGGUGAUGGAGUCCUUCGGGUUCUCGAGAUGGGUGCCGGGACUGGCGGCACAAGUCAGUGGCUGAUCCCGUUGCUGGCUUCUUUGCCCAUGCGUGUCGAAUACACAUUCACCGACCUAGCGCCAUCCUUCGUGGCUGCGGCCCGCGGGCGUUUCAGCCAAUACGACUUUAUCAAGUACCGCACUCACGAUAUAGAGCAUGGUGCGCCUGAGGAUCUACGGAACAGUCAACACAUUGUGAUUGCAAGCAAUGCCAUACAUGCGACACAUGACAUUACCAAGUCGGCAUCUCAUGUCAAGGAGUUUCUACGCUCUGACGGACUGCUGUUGAUGAUUGAGAUGACCACGCCACUGCUAUGGGUCGAUGUCAUCUUCGGCCUCUUCGAAGGUUGGUGGUUGUUCGAUGAUGGACGUUCGCAUGCAGUCACCAAUGAAGCUGACUGGAGACGUCAUCUCCUCGCGGCGGGUUAUGGUUCAGUGGACUGGACAGAUGGCAAACGACCCGAGAACAAACUCGAGAAGCUCAUCAUUGCCAAAGUCAUGCCUCCCGCGAACUCUCCUGCAGAUGCCGUAGCGCCCGACGAUACUGCAUUGACAGGUCCGCCCACUUUCGAGGCAAGAGCAGCGGCUAUCGAGCACUACGUCCAACGCAUGUCCCAAAAGUUCAGUCGCCCAUCUCCGGCUCUGUCACAAGCGAGCAAGAAACCUUCGGGGACUUGUGUGUUGAUCACCGGUGCAUCAGGAAGUCUCGGAGCACAUCUCGUGUCCAACCUGGCUGAGAGGGACGAUAUAAAAUCCGUCAUUUGUCUCAAUCGGCCCCAUGGCGGCGAUCCUCAAACGCAUCAGCUGAAGUCCCUGAUCUCCCGAGGCAUUCUCCUUUCUGCCAAAGGCUUGACCAAGCUUCAGACUUUCGAAGGGGACAUGACACAACCAAUGCUCGGCCUUCCACGCGAAACUUACCAGCGUCUACUCGAGAGCGUGACUUGUAUCGUCCACAACGCAUGGACGAUGAGCGCCAAACGCCCGAUUGCAGGAUUCGAAGCACAAUUCGAAAUCAUGGGUAACUUACUCCGCAUGGCUAGCGAGAUUGCCGGCUUGAGACCUCGCGACUGCAAGACACGAUUCGUGUUUGUGUCGUCCAUUGCGGUGGUCGGUCAUUAUCCCAUCUGGAAGGACACGCCUCAAGUUCCGGAGGAGCGUGUUGCGAUAGAGGCCGUGCUGCCCAAUGGAUAUGGCGAUGCGAAGUGGGCCUGCGAAUUGGUUCUCGACCGCACUCUGCAAAAGGCAAGUCCAACACUUACAUGCUUCUAUCCCGAUCAGUUCGCUACAUCCAGCAUCCGUGUCGGCCAAAUCGCCGGCUCCCGCAAAAGCGGAUACUGGAAUCCAAUGGAACACACCUCGUUCCUGUGGAAGUCAUCGCAGAUGCUAAACGCCAUCCCCAACCUGCAAGGCCUGCUCUCCUGGACGCCCGUCGACGACGUCGCAGGCACGGUAGGAGAUUUAUCAGAACUCACCACCUCACCGCACGCAAUCUACAACAUCGACAACCCAAUCCGCCAACAAUGGACAGACAUGAUACCCGUCCUCGCCACCGCCCUCGGUAUCCCCCAAGCCAACAUCAUUCCCUUUGAGGACUGGGUGUCUCUGGUGCGCGAAAGCGAAAAAGACGGCAAGACGGCGGCGGUGAAUCCGGCGAGUAUGUUGUUGGAGUUUUUGGAGGAUAACUUUUUGCGCAUGUCGUGUGGAGGGUUGCUUUUGGGGACUGAGAGGGCGAGGGAGCAUUCAGAGACGUUGAGGAAUGUGGGACCGGUGAGUGAGGAGGUUGCGAGGAGGUUUGUGCAGGCGUGGAAGGACAUGCGGUUUUUGUCAUGAGGGAGGUUGGUCUUCUUUGGUGUUGGCGUGGUGAGGGUAUGCGGGCGUUUCGGGGGGGGGGGGGUGGUGGUGGUGUUUUGGUU
Messenger RNA from Aureobasidium subglaciale EXF-2481, 8455 nucleotides. RefSeq lists its product as uncharacterized. NCBI's taxonomy places the organism in Eukaryota, Fungi, Ascomycota, Dothideomycetes, Dothideales, Saccotheciaceae. Bases 372 to 8372 code for a protein of 2666 amino acids. Gene Ontology annotation, molecular function: acyltransferase activity; phosphopantetheine binding. The transcript has 4 exons. The record is from RefSeq and is a predicted model, not a curated record.